Messenger RNA from Oryzias latipes (Japanese medaka), 6843 nucleotides. RefSeq names its product F-actin-uncapping protein LRRC16A. Gene Ontology annotation, molecular function: protein binding. The record is from RefSeq and is a predicted model, not a curated record. Gene Ontology annotation, biological process: cell migration; regulation of Arp2/3 complex-mediated actin nucleation. Lineage: Eukaryota; Metazoa; Chordata; Actinopteri; Beloniformes; Adrianichthyidae. Gene Ontology annotation, cellular component: plasma membrane; lamellipodium.
AUUGGCUGCUACUGUAAUACAGAGCUUUGGCGGUGGACGUGCGUGGAGGUCUACUCUGGUCUUCUUUUUUACUAGUACGAAAUGCCCGACCACGAUGUUCUUAAAAUGACUUUAGCCCCUCUCUAGCAAGCUUCCUAUUCUUCUACGCUGUACGAGCCACGCGCUGAUAUUGAACCCAGAGGAGAUGCGGCUGGAAAGCGGUGAGCACCGCGCACGGACGCUGCAGUAGCAGAGGAGCAGCAUGUAACCGGGACAACACACACACCGGCCGCGGCGGAGGCACCACCACCACCACCACCCGACACCCCCACCUCCCUCUCUGCAUCAUCAUUCCCCACUCUCCGGCACUCGAGGUUCCUCCUCCAUGAGCUAGACCACCUGACCAUUCCGGAUCAUUUUGGAUUCUGUCUUCGGGAAAAAUGAGCGAAGACGUGUCGGAGGUCUCGAAAGAGCUGCUGGAGAGUGUGAGGGAUUCUGUGGGGAGGAAGGUGAAGCUGUCCCUGAGGAAAAGGGUCAAGCUGGAGGUCAAGGGAGAUAAGACGGAGAACCGAGUCCUGGCGCUUGCAUCCUACCGUGCCUACCUCUUGACAGCUCGAAUCCCCACCAAGGUGGAACACUCCUUUAAUUAUCUGGAGAUCCAGGGAGUUGCUUGUAACAAGCCGACACAGCUAUGCAUAGAUUAUGAGCGUGGCUCCUUCUCGCUGAGGCUGCCCUCCACAGAGGAGGUCAAUGAGGUGGUGGCUCACAUAGGGAACUGUCUGCUGAGGAUAUGUCCUGGCCUCCCGCCCUAUAAAGUGAUGAAGAAGCUCUCCAUGGAGCCCUCUGACAGGCUGCCCCCUCUGCAGACUCUGUGGGAGAACAACAAGCUGGCUGAACCAGGACCCUGUGGUGGGUUUUCCCAGAUGUACAAAUGUGUGUGCGACUGGUUAGGUCUGCCUUACAGAGAAGAGGUACAGUGGGAUGUUGACACCAUCUAUUUAACACAAGACACCAGAGAACUUAAUCUGCAAGACUUCAGUCACCUGGAGAACAGGGAUCUGGUGGCUAUAAUAGCUGUCCUGGAGUUUAACCAAUGGUUCACCAAGCUCUCCACCAAGGAUUACAAACUGUCGGCAGAUGUGUGCGAGCAGAUCCUUCGGGUUGUGGCUCGAUCCAGUCGACUGGAAGAGCUUGUUCUGGACAACGCAGGACUCAAAACGGACUUUGCCCAGAAGCUAGCUGCUGCCUUGGCCUACAACCCCAGCACAGGAUUGACCGCCAUCAAUUUGUCCAACAAUCCACUGGAGGACAGAGGUGUUUCUUCUUUAGGUGCUCAGUUUGCCAAACUUCAAAUUGGGCUAAAGCAUUUAAACUUUUCCAGAACCUCACUGUCACCCAAAGGUGUGAACAGCUUAUGCCACUCACUGAGUGCCAACCCGUCCAUACCCGCCAGCCUAGUCCAUCUGGACGUCUCAGGGAACAUGCUUCGAGGAGACGACAUGCAGCAUUUCUACAACUUCUUAGGUCAACCCAACAGCCUAACAACACUUGACCUCUCCAACACAGACUGCUCUUUGGACCAGGUUUGCUCGGCUCUGCUGCGAGGCUCAGUUCAGCACCUCUCUGUUCUCAACGUGUCCAAGAGCAUCUUUCCACUCAGGAAAGGCAAAGAAGUGCCUCCCUCAUUCAAGCAUUUCUUUAGUAGCGCCGCAUCCAUCAGCUCCAUAAACGUGUCCGGAACCAAACUGCCGCCAGAAGCUCUCAAAGCUCUCCUGCUUGGCCUGGCAAGUAAUCCCAACGUGAAAGAUGUGGCGCUCGACCUCAGCUGCUGCGAGCUUGGCCAUUGUCUGCGAUCUGGAGGCUCUCAGAUCCUUGAAGGUUGUAUCGCUGAGAUCCCAAACAUCUCCAGCUUGGAUAUCUCUGAUAAUGGCUUGGACUCUGAGCUUUCAACUCUGCUUGUUUGGUUAGCCAAGAACCGCUCCAUCAAACACCUGUGUCUGGGCAAGAACUUCAACAACAUUAAGUCCAAAAACCUCGCCCCAGUUUUGGAUGGCCUGGUCCAAAUGAUUCAGGAGGAGGAGUCGCCCCUCACAUCGCUGUCUCUAGCAGACUCGAGACUCAAGAGUGAUCUGACCAUUGUUCUCAACGCCCUGGGCAGCAAUUCCUCACUGACCCGACUGGACAUCAGCGGGAACGCCAUGGGGGACAUAGGCGCCAAGAUGUUGGCAAAGGCGCUGCAGAUCAACUCCAAACUCAGGACUGUGAUCUGGGAUAAAAACAACACCAGCCCUCAGGGUCUACAGGAUGUAGCAGCUGCUUUAGAGAAGAACUUCACAAUUCGCUUCAUGCCAAUUCCCAUCAUAGAUGCCUCCCAGGCUUUGAAGGCAAGCCCUGAAAAAACAGAGGAUGCUUUGUCGAAGAUUGAAAAUUAUGUAUAUAGGAACCAAGAAACCAAGAAAUACUUACAAGAGCAGGCUUACCGACUACAGCAGGGCAUUGUUACCACAACCACGCAGCAGAUGAUGGACCGGAUUUGUGUGAAGGUGCAGGACCAUCUGAACUCCCUGAGAAACUCAGAUGCAGACACAAUCUUGGAAGAUGUGAGAUCAGCUGAGAACCUCAUCAAAGAUGCCAGAAACUCUAAAACUCUGCUUCCCAACCUCUACCACCUCAACUCAGGGUCCAGAGAGGAGAUGAACAGUUUGUCCAUGAGUCCCAUCCAGGAGAAGCUGGAGUCCAUGGCAGGAGAGCUGACUACAGUCGUGGACCAGCAGCUCCAGGGUUUAUUGGAGUCCAUGAUAGAUGCAGCAGAGUCUCUGUGUCCUCAUGUCAUGAAGAGGAGUAACCUUCGUCCAGAACUGAUGAAGGCCAGCUCUGACAGGAUGGUUGUGCCUAAAAGCUUUGUUACCAAAACUCUUUUGGAGCAGUCAGGAAUGGAUAUUAUCAACAAGAUCAGUGAGGUAAAACUAAGUCUUGCCUCCUUUCUUACGGAUCGCAUCGUUGAUGAGAUUUUGGAGGUUCUCUCUGCGUCGCAACUCACUCUGGCUGACCACUUAGUUCGACGAGGUCGCCCCUUGGUGCGACAUGAGUCAGUGGAUCAUGACAUCCCAGAGGAAAGGAUUUCCAAACGGGCAUCAGCAGAGAUACUGGAGGCUGAGAGGCUGGACGAUCUGGAGGCAUGCAUGACUCUUUGCUGCACCAGUAUGACUCCAAAAACCAAAAGGAAAAGCAUCCACAGCAGAAUGCUACGCCCAGUAUCUCGUGCUUUUGAGAUGGAGUUUGACCUGGAUAAGGCUCUGGAGGAUGUCCCCAUCCACGUCGAGGACACCUCCACUCCAUCCAGUCCACCUGUGGUGACGCCUAAACAGGAGCAGCAGCAGCCAGGAGUGAUCGCAGAGCUGCCAUCAGAGGAGGAAAAAAAACUGCAGCACUUCACCAAACUACGGCCGCGAAGGAACAAGAAAACAAAUUCCAGCAAAGUGCCUCAAAUCAACAGCACUCCAUCUCAAGAUGGGGAACAGAACGGACUCAUGGGCAGGGUGGAUGAAGGAGUGGAUGAGUUCUUCUCCAAAAAGGUCACAAAGAUAAAUUCCAGACGGUUUUUGAGGAGUUCAGACUCUCAGGAUGGAGAGAAAAAGAAGAGUAAAGGAGGAUUUCUGAACCUCAUCAAGCGAUCUUCUAAAUCGGAUAAAUCAGAUAAGUCGGAUAAGUCAGAGAAAAACCAAGCAGCUCCAACAUCCUCUGGCUCAUCCUCAGCCUCUGCAGCCUCGCCUCUGACUCAUAUCAUCCCAGAGGAGCCCUCCUCUCCAAAGACGGCGGCCAAAAGCCCAGCACCCGAACCAAGAUCCAGAGAUGCCUCCAGCCGCUCGCAGGCCACCGACUACAGCAGCAGCUCCGACCGCUCAGAGGAGCUGAGGACGCCGGACUCCAUGGAUGAGCCGUGGGAGAGCUCUGACGGCAGGGGGAGUCCACAGGGAGGGAAGCGGUACACUGGAGUGCAGAUGAUGGGCAGCGGCCUCCUGGCAGAGAUGAAGGCCAAACAGGAGCGGAGAGCUCACAAGUCUUCCAGCCCUGACAGGCCUGACAGCAACACAGCAGUCAAACCUCAGUUCUCAAGUACAGAAAGCAGGUCUCCCAGCAGUUCAAGUAACAGAACCAGCCCUGCUGCCCCUGACAAAUCCUCAACACGCAGCGAGCCAAAGCCUGAUCCUGCCACUCGGGUCAGGGCAACAUCUUCCUCGAGUUCCCCCGUCAGCCCGGGAACCCCAAAACCACCGGUGCCACAAGGAGCAAAGCCUGCUCUGGCUGCACGACCCACCAUCCCUCAGAAACCAAGAACCAGCAGCAGCAGCAGGACCGCAGACGAUGGGUCGGAGUCUCCCAGGAGCGGCAGCGCGUCUCCAAAUGUUCUGCAUUUAACACUAAAGAAGGGGUCGUCGGAAAAAGACAAGGAAAGCAGUCAGCAGUCUGGAGUUUCCAGUGACACUCAGGAGGAUGCCGUUCAGCAUCAGACGCUCAGCAACAGCUCUGAGGACUCCGGCUCCCUCAAGAACAAAGACAAAUGUCCGAACGCAGACAAGGAAAAGGCAACGAGCAAGAAAGCAUCCAGCUCUGGAGAAGAAGGAGACAAGGACUUUAUUAUAACAUAAGUCUCUUUAAAAGAAAAGUACCUACUUUGUUUGUUGCAACAGUUUGGGUCUUUGAGUCCUGAGUUUGAUGGAUAAUGCUCCCAUUAUCCAUUGCAUAAUCAUAACCAACACUGUGCUAAAAACUUACAAGAGCUUCCGCCUCACAGACCGCCUUUCCUCUUUAUCCGCUUUGUUUCAACUCACUUCUCUUACUAAUUGUUCAGGGUUUAAAUCAAAGUCUGCAAACUAUUUUACUCCUUAAUAUAAAUCCGUGUUUGUAAACCACGAAAAACCAACAAAAACUGUGAACAUCUGAGAUCACUUUGUGUAGCCAACACUCUUUUUAUUUUGUUACUUUAGCCCAUUUCCCAUGGACAAAACACAUAAAGGGUAAAAAGCCAAGAUGACUGUACUUGAACUUAAACCCUGGCAGACCAGAACCACGGUGGAUUUCUUUAGUCGGUAGGUUCGUGUUGAAUUCACAGCGUGCUGGUUUCAGCAUGUGCUUUGCAGGUUCUUUCUCUACAUCCAUUAUGCAACUUCUUUUUUUUAACAGGAUUUGACCAGAUUCAGAAAAACAGAUCACUACCUGAACCAUACAUGACUUUGAGGGCACUCUAUGCUGAUAAUCAACACGGCUUCAGCACUGUUAACACUGUUUUGUACAUGUAGACACUGGAAAAACAUUUGUAUCCUUUUCAUCCAUGCAAAAGCAUAGGUUUGUUUUACAAGUGCAAUACAGAGCGAAAUAGUAACUUCGUUGAAACUAUUUUAUUUAAGGCAUUUUGUAAAAUCAAGUCUUGGGUAGUUUAUUUUUUUAUGUGUUACAAUAAGGUUUCUGAUAAAAUGUUACUGAUUCUAAUUGUCUUUUUCUUCAAAAGCCUGUGGAUUUUCAUGAUGUUCUGGGUGUUCAGCAGAACUUUAUCCAAAAGAAGGAGACUCUCUAAUGAACUGGUCAUUAGAACCAAAAAAAACUAGUUAUAAAAGGCAGCACACUAUACAACAUCUUAACUUUAACUCACUUUGAGAUUCACUUCACUCAUAGUUGUUUUUGUCAUUUUUGACCAGAAUGAGGCAUUUUUUAAGUCUCUUAUUUACUAUUUAAUUUUUUCAUUCAUAAUUUCCUUAUUUUGUUUUCAUGAGGAAUGACGUAUGUUUUGUUUUUCCUUCAUUUUCCCCCGUGUUUUAUUCAUUCUCUGAUGAUAAGUCUCCCUUAAUUUUGGUGGCCGUUUUUUUUUUAAAUAGAGUGAAAGAGAUCUACAGAAAAUGUUUUGUUCAGAUGAACCUUUGUUUUAUGGUACCGGGGAUCUCAGGCCAGUUUCUUCUAUAUUUUCGUCUCUUUUCUAAGAACAAAAAAAACAAAAACAUUUUUUGUCUCGCAAUUUACAAGCAGACUUUCUGAAUCUACUGGGAAUCAGUCAUUUUCAUGGAACUGUGUUUUCUGUCAGAGCUUCAAGGCUGAAAUAUGGUCUUUGUUGUGCUGUGCUCAUGUCACGUUGUAGUCUUGGAGGUUCCAGGUCACACCCUUUAACUGUGAUUUGUUUUUUCUGACGUCUUCAAAGGUUUAGCAGUAUCACAAAUUGGGCUAAAGUGUUUUUUUUUUUUGGUCUAAAGAUAUGUUUUCCAUGAUCAAAUGUUUCAGAGAUUUCUUUUUUUAUCAAGUUUUCUUUCUUACUGCUGAAGCCACUGUUUGGUGUUUGUAGAUUUCCUCUUUUCUAAUCGUCAAUUACAAAUACCCUAGAUUUUUUUUUUUGUAUAUAGUUUACACACCUCUCACUAAAAAAAGGCAAAAUUCUGUGCUCUGCUGCUUCUUAUUCUGCAGCCAUUUUUUAAGUGUUUCCUUAACGUGAGGAAAAUAUCUAAAUAUCUAAGUUUUUCUUCAGUGGAAUUGGAAUAGGGCCAGUCUAUGUGUCUGACGCUUUGUAUGGAUCACAUCCUCUCAUUCCUGUAAAACAAAACAAGCUUCAUCUUCUUUGUUUCUGUCGAUUUCCAGAGUGGAGAAACAUGACGCCCUCUGCGUCUGUGUGAGUGCAUGAUGUCUCUGUCUGUGACUUCUACUGUAUGUAUAUAUGUGCUUGUACACAUCUGGGCUCGUGCGUGUGCAGGUGUGAAAUGAGCACAUGUGAUAGGCACAUGGCCCCAUCACACAGCAAAUCCUAUUUUGUUUUGGUACCAAGUACGCUUCCAUGGGGAUUUGCUUGUAAUUUAUUUGAAAUAAAAAACGGAGAAAAGGGGA